Molecule: messenger RNA, 1635 nt
Organism: Myotis brandtii (Brandt's bat)
Lineage: Eukaryota; Metazoa; Chordata; Mammalia; Chiroptera; Vespertilionidae
Gene: CXADR
Product: coxsackie virus and adenovirus receptor
Exons: 7
Coding region: 46-1023 (325 amino acids)
Biological process (GO): homotypic cell-cell adhesion
Cellular component (GO): basolateral plasma membrane; bicellular tight junction; intercalated disc
Molecular function (GO): cell adhesion molecule binding
Source: RefSeq, a predicted model, not a curated record
UCUCCAGAUGUCACCAGAAGUUUGAUUAUCACCAGUCCUGACCACAUGAUUGAAAAGGCCAAAGGGGAAACUGCCUAUUUGCCCUGCAAAUUUACUCAAGGUCCGGAAGACCAGGGACCGCUGGACAUCGAGUGGCUGCUGUCCCCAGCCGAUAAUCAGAAGGUGGAUCAAGUGAUUAUUUUAUAUUCUGGAGACAAAAUUUACGAUGACUACUAUCCAGAUCUAAAAGGACGAGUACAUUUUACCAGUAGUGACCUCAAAUCCGGGGAUGCGUCAAUAAAUGUAACAAAUUUACAGCUGUCAGAUAUUGGCACAUAUCAGUGCAAAGUGAAAAAAGCCCCUGGCGUUGGAAAUAAGAAGAUUCAGCUGAAAGUUCUUGUUAAGCCUUCGGGUACAAGAUGUUACGUGGAUGGAUCAGAAGAAAUUGGAAAUGACUUUAAACUAAAAUGUGAACCCAAGGAAGGUUCACUUCCAUUACAAUAUGAAUGGCAGAAAUUGUCCAACUCACAGAAGCUGCCCACAGCACUGGUGUCAGAAAUGACUUCCUCUGUUAUCACUGUAAAAAAUGCCACCACUGAGUACUCCGGGACGUACAAGUGCACAGUCAGCAACAGAGUGGGCUCUGACCAGUGCCAGCUGCGCCUGGAUGUUGUUCCUCCAUCAAACAGAGCUGGAACAAUUGCAGGAGCUAUUAUAGGAACUCUGCUUGCUCUCAUGCUCAUCUGCGUGAUCAUCUUUUGCUGCCAUAAAAAGCGCCGAGAAGAAAAAUAUGAAAAGGAAGUUCAUCAUGAUAUCAGGGAAGACGUGCCUCCCCCCAAGAGCCGGACGUCCACAGCCAGAAGCUACAUCGGCAGCAAUCACUCAUCCCUGGGAUCCAUGUCUCCUUCCAACAUGGAGGGCUAUUCCAAGACUCAGUAUAACCAAGUACCAAGUGAAGAUUUUGAACGCGCUCCUCAGAGUCCGACUCUCCCGCCCGCUAAGUUCAAGUACACUUACAAGACUGAUGGCAUUACAGUGGUGUAAAUAUGAAGGACUGCUGAAGAAUCUGAAGUACUGUUCGAUUUGACUUUAUUUCAGACCUCUAGUAAAGACUUUAACAUGUUGCAAAAUGGGCACAGAAAUUGAGUGGCUGAAAGGACAUUUCUGCUUUAUGCACUGGCAUUACGAACAUAAGUCAAAUGUCCUAUCAAAAUUAGUACAGGCCAGCCCUGACCAAUGUCACUCAGUUGGAGCAUUGUCCCGUGCACCAAAAUGUGGUGGGUUCUAUUCCCGGUCAGGUUGCAUACGCAGGUUGCAGGUUCAAUCCUGGUAAAGGAGGCAACUGAUGAAUAUUCCUUUCCCCACCCUCAUCCCCCCUCCCCUCUAAAAAGGGGAAAAAAGCCCCAAAACAUUAGUAUAGGCCAAAUCCUUGGGUAAGAAAGUCCUAUGUAUAGUGACUUUAAUAAUUUGAAAGAUGUUUUAUUAUGUUUAUAUUUUCAAUGAGCUACUACUAACAAAUUUUAUUCUUUCAUAUGCAUAUUUUGACACUGCAGACUUUGGGAAAAGUAUGGUUUUUAAAAGUUGAUUUUUAAAGGAAAAUUAAAAAUUAGUUUUUUCUUUGCUAAAUAUUUAAUUAAACAGUGAAGUGAAACAUGC